AUGGUCUCCUGGGGGGCAAACACGGACUCCCAGCAGGUUCGGAGUAAGGAAUCUGAAAGACUCAGGCAACUUCCAAAGAGGAUUUACCCUACGUCUUUGGAGCGUCCCAUCAAGAGAGUGUGCCCAAUGGGCACUACGGUAUCUGUUGAUGUUGUGAGGUUUGCCCCUAAGGGUUAUAAGACCUUUGAAGCCUCAACUUCUGAAGGACUCCUUUACAAUGUGGAAGGUACGAAAUUCAACUUUUCCUUCUCUGGACAUCCCAGCAGAUGGUACCUGCAACCAUCCUGCCGCCUCAUCCUUAAGGCACUCGCGCCCAGCUCUAAGAUGUUUUCAGAUUGGGUUAAAAUUACCUACUUUAAAAGUGGAGAAGAACAUUCCGACCACGUGGCUAUGAUGAAUGUCACCUGUGUCUCUAUCUCUCUGACAGUGGAAAACUACCAAGACAAAGUGAAGAGCCAAGAAGGAAAGAAGAUGCAUAAGGGAAGAACCUUUUCCCCCUGGCGGGGGCCCAUCAUGCUUGUGAACUGUGGAUGCAAAAAUAAAUACCCACCCGACACAGAGAAAUAUGAAGAAGAAAUUCUUGACAAAAAAGCUAUUCAUCGAAUGUCAAAAAUGUUCUUGAGGAUACAUUCCCCACUUGGAUUUUUCAACACCCAUCAACUAACUAUUAAUUGUUCUCACCCAAACAAAGUGAGACUCUUCGGAGUUGAACGACCCACCAUAAAUCCUCCUUACAGAAUGGUACUGGGGCCAAACAAACCUUCCCAUGUUCUCACACAUCUGAGAAACCGAGAAAGACGGAAAUUUUAUGUGGAAGCGCUUUCCUUCCCAGAUGCUGACUUCUCUGGGUUGGUGUCUUUCACCGUCUCCCUUUUGGAUAAUUCUUACGGGAAAGUCUCUGGACCUCCAAUUCAUAAUGUAGGAUUGGUUUUCCGUGUGGCACCAUGGAUCAUGACUGCUAACACCCAACCACCCGUGGAGAUCUAUAUGACCAACACAUUGAAGCAAUGGCCCCUGUAUCCUUGGAGAUUUUGGAAGUACACCAAAGGUAAACUGCCUAUCAGGUGGCUGACGGGGUCAUCGAAGACAAAAUCAAGAAGAAACAGAUCUAUGCCUGAUUCAGAAUUCAUGACUACCGUCCUUGACUAUUCCUACGUAGCUCAUUGUGAGCUGACUUUCUGCCCCAAGAACAAAAUUCGACUUGACACAUGGAUUGGGAACGAGGUGGCGAUUGGGUAUACCCAGAGUCCUCAGCGAUGUUUCCCUGUUUUCCUUGACUUCCCCUGGACCAAGGGACUCGAAGACUUCAAGUUCAAAGACAGUCUGCCGUCAUCCUUUGGGUAUGUGAUCCAUGAACGGGAAGAUGAUGACAAUCUGGAUGCCACUGGAUUCCUGGAAGUCAGUCCGCCAGUCACUGCCCAUGGCAUCUUUUAUCCCUUGGGCAGGAUUCUCAUUGGUGAUGGCGGCUUGCCCAGGGAAAACAUCAUAGAAGUGAACCAAAGGUUGCGGACAUUCAUCUAUGCCCAGAACAUGCAAGACCCCCUGGAACUCUUUUCUGAAUGGCUUCUGGAGGGCAACGUGAAAGAAUUCCUGACCUUCGUCCCUGCCAACGAUGGAAAGGGCUUCCGGCUCCUCCUGGCUAGUCCCAGUGCUUGCUACGAGCUAUUCAAAAUGGAGCAAAGACACGGGCAUGGAAAUGCUUCUGUGUUGGACGCAGUGGAAGAAGAACUGCUCUCUUACGCUGAAAGGGCGAGGAUGAGUAUCAGCGAGAUCUUAGCUGAUGAACUCUUGCAGAGGCAGAAUGACUACGUGCAGACUUGUAUCACUUGGAACCGAAUGAUACUGAAGGAAGAAUUGGGGCUCUCAGAAGGAGACAUCAUUGAUAUUCCCCAGCUGUUUCGCCUAGGAUGGAUCCAGGAUCCCACCACCAAAAAAGACGUGCUCCGAGCAGGGCAUCUCUUCCCAAACAUGUUGAAUAUGAUCGUCCUAGGAUCUUAUCUUGGGAUCCCCAAACCCUUCGGGCCCUUAGUCAAUGGAGUCUGCUGUGUGGAGAAAAAGGUCCAGAGCCUGCUGGAACCAUUGGGCCUGAAUUGUCUUUUCAUUAGGGAAUUCUUCGGUCAUCAAGGAGAUGAGGGGGAUGCCUACUACUGGCUCAACAUCCGCCGGGAACCGCUGCCCUAUAAAUGGUGGAACUUUAUCAUAUGAUGGGUCAUCUCCUGCUCUCUUCUCUGCCCUGAUGCCCACCUAUGGGGUGGUGGCAGGAGCUCUCUCCACUACUGUCUUAUCCAUCUAAUCUUCUGGACAAUCUCUAGACUACAGUGAUGGCCAACGGCCAUGUCUCUUCCAAUCAGUGGACUGAACCCUAAUCUUCAAUGGCGUAUAGUGUCUGCCUUGAGAGACAUCUUAGAUUGUGGCACACUUGGCCUUCACCCUCCUGGUCCCCUCGUCCAGUCUAUUUUAUGGUGCUGAGAGUGACUAACCCACCAG
Phascolarctos cinereus (koala) is the source of this 2487-nucleotide messenger RNA. Lineage: Eukaryota; Metazoa; Chordata; Mammalia; Diprotodontia; Phascolarctidae. The record is from RefSeq and is a predicted model, not a curated record.